Molecule: messenger RNA, 334 nt
Organism: Thamnophis sirtalis
Lineage: Eukaryota; Metazoa; Chordata; Lepidosauria; Squamata; Natricidae
Source: RefSeq, a predicted model, not a curated record
UUGGUCAUCAACACCAUGUGUGGUCAAGGGAUGCAGAGCCUCAGUGACCCCGUAGCCAGCACAGUCAUCUACACCAACGGCUGCAUCCAGAGGAUGGUGGACUGGAUGUAUAGCAACCUCCUGCUGAUCGGGGCAGUGGCCCUGGGCCUCACCCUCCCCCAGUUGAUUGGCAUCCUGUUGUCCCAGGUCCUGGUCAGUCAGAUCAAAAACCAGAUCAAGUUCCUGAGCUACAACCAGCGACAUCGGACCGAUUACUGGUAGCCAAGGCCAGGCCUCAGAAGGACUCCAACAGCCCCUUGGCUGAGGAGCAGAAAGAUGUCCAAGAACUUCCUGC